CAGCAUUUAGGCUCUGGAGUUUCCCUCACGUAGAUUAUAGUGCCUCCUCCAUCCUCGCAUCUCUAUCACUCCAUCAUAUAUAAAAGAAAUCUAGUACUGAACCGCCGACAUGUCAUUGUCGGAUCAGUCCCAGCUCUGGAGAACCAUCUCCCAACAUCUCCCCAUUCCUGGAAGCAAGAUCAUAAAUAUCAAACAACAUGGAACGUCGUAUUAUGGGCUAACGGCGCGAGUUGCCGUUGAGCUACCCUCUGGUGCGCUAGCGGACUACUUUCUAAAAGCUAUGCAAGGUGAACUGGCACAGGAAUCCUGUGAUGGCGAGUGCGAAGCCCUCAAGGCAAUCCGCUCCGUCUGCACCCAUGCCCCAGAGCCAUACAGCUGGGGCAGAUACAAAGAAAACGGAAUCGAGCACGCAUUUCUCCUGACAGAGUUCAUCAAGAUACGGAAACAGCCGGCAGACCCCCAAGCCCUAGCCGCCGCGCUGGCAACCUUGCAUACCCAGUCCACCUCCCCAACAGGCAAAUUCGGCUUCCACAUCAGCACGGUCCAUACGCGCAACAUUCAAAACAUAAGGUUCUGGACCUCAUCCUGGUGCGAGCUCUUCAGCGCCCAUCUAUCCCGAAUCCUCUCGCACGCUGAAGCGCAUUUCCAAUGGCCACUAUUCGACUUAGUCGGGGAACUAAUCUUAACUACCGUAAUACCAGCACUGUUGCUUCCCCUCCAAAGCAACGGACGGACAUUAAAACCAUCCCUCGUGCACGGAGAUUGCUGGGACGGAAACACUGCGAUGGGCGAGGACGGGCGUGCGUAUUUCUUUGAUGUAGAUUCAUUCUACGCGCAUAAUGAGUAUGAACUCGGGGACUGGAGGGCGAAACGACAUAAACUUAGCGAGAAGGAUUAUGUUGAGGCUUAUAAGAAGCUUGUCCCGGUUUCGGAGCCUGUAGGAAUUUAUUGUAUUCCUUGACAUGGAAUAUAUGCAAUGCGUUGUUUGUGCCUGGGUCUACGCAGAAGGAGCCGGUAUUUCACGAUAUGUUAACGCUGUGCGAGAGGAUCUGUCCUCAUGAGAUCCAGAGUCUACUCGGUAAUAGUUCCGUGGAAGUGUAAAUGGGCUUUAGAUGUAUACAGUUAAUGGGUACUGUUAAUG
Aspergillus versicolor CBS 583.65 is the source of this 1141-nucleotide messenger RNA. RefSeq lists its product as uncharacterized. The transcript is spliced from 6 exons. Bases 110 to 961 code for a protein of 283 amino acids. NCBI's taxonomy places the organism in Eukaryota, Fungi, Ascomycota, Eurotiomycetes, Eurotiales, Aspergillaceae. The record is from RefSeq and is a predicted model, not a curated record.